Molecule: messenger RNA, 5265 nt
Organism: Anolis carolinensis (green anole)
Lineage: Eukaryota; Metazoa; Chordata; Lepidosauria; Squamata; Anolidae
Gene: kif16b
Product: kinesin family member 16B
Exons: 28
Coding region: 315-4241 (1308 amino acids)
Biological process (GO): microtubule-based movement
Molecular function (GO): ATP binding; microtubule binding; microtubule motor activity
Source: RefSeq, a predicted model, not a curated record
UGUAUGUGGUUCACAUAACACACGCCUCUUGUUUACAGGCUUCCCGAGUAGUGGCUCAUAGACCCAUGUCGAGUUGCAAGCAGAAAGCAAACACAAGACAAGAAGCACUGUCCUGGAAAGAAAGAGAAAGAGAAACUUGGGGCCGGGCAACGCGUUCGGGAGGCGUUUGUCCCUCGGCGGCACCCUUAGCCGGGGAGGGCGCGCGGCACUUGUUUUGGUGAGACGGUGCUGACGGCAGAGAGAGGAGGGCCUCGCGCCGGCGGAGUCCGGCCUCAGAGCAGCAUGUGAGGACGGGAAGCGGAGGAGGACGCGCCAUGGCCUCGGUUAAGGUGGCCGUCAGGGUCCGGCCCAUCAACCGCAGGGAGAAGGAUUUUGAUGCUAAGUUUAUAAUUUCAAUGGAGAAAAACAAAACAACUAUUACAAAUGUGAAGAUACCUGAAGGAGGAACUGGAGAUUUGGGAAGGGAACGGACAAAAACAUUUACAUAUGAUUUCUCCUACUUCUCAGCUGAUCCUAAAAGUCCAAACUAUGCGUCUCAGGAAAUGGUGUUUAAGAAUCUUGGCACUGAAGUCCUCAAAUCUGCUUUUGAAGGUUAUAAUGCUUGCAUUUUUGCAUAUGGACAAACUGGAUCUGGAAAGUCAUAUACAAUGAUGGGAAAUGCUGGAGAUGUUGGAUUAAUACCUCGGAUUUGUGAAGGUUUAUUCAACAGAAUAAACGAGAAAACAAGAUGGAGUGAAGCUUCAUUUCGAACAGAAGUCAGUUACCUGGAAAUUUACAAUGAACGUGUCCGAGACCUGCUGAGGCGCAAAUCUUCAAAAACUAACAAUUUGAGAAUUCGUGAACAUCCAAAAGAAGGGCCUUAUGUAGAAGACUUGUCUAAACACUUAGUACAAAAUUAUACUGAUGUAGAAGAACUUAUGGAAGCAGGAAACAUAAAUCGGACCACUGCAGCAACUGGAAUGAAUGAUGUUAGCAGUAGAUCCCAUGCUAUUUUCACAGUCAACUUCACUCAGGCCAAGUUUGAUGCUGAAAUGCCAUGUGAGACUGUCAGCAAAAUACAUUUAGUGGACCUUGCUGGGAGUGAGAGAGCUGAUGCCACUGGUGCUACAGGUGUCAGAUUAAAAGAAGGAGGGAAUAUUAACAAAUCCCUGGUUACUCUAGGAAAUGUUAUUUCUGCCUUAGCUGAUUUAUCUCAGGAUGCCUCAAACCCUCUUACCAAGAAGAAGCAAGUAUUUGUGCCUUACAGAGAUUCCGUUUUGACAUGGCUUUUGAAAGAUAGCCUAGGAGGAAACUCUAAAACAAUAAUGAUUGCAACUAUUUCACCUGCUGAUAUCAAUUAUGGAGAAACCUUAAGCACCCUUCGUUAUGCAAACCGAGCUAAAAACAUAAUCAACAAGCCUACCAUUAAUGAAGAUCCAAACGUCAAGCUAAUUCGUGAGCUUCGAGCUGAGAUAGCCCGACUGAAAACUCUGCUUGCUCAGGGGAAUCAGAUUGCCCUUCUGGAUUCACCAACAGCAUUAAGUAUGGAAGAAAAACUUCAGCAAAAUGAAGCAAGAGUUCAAGAGCUUACCAAAGAAUGGACCAACAAGUGGAACGAAACGCAAAAUAUUCUAAAAGAGCAGACAUUGGCUCUGAGAAAGGAAGGCAUUGGUGUUGUGUUAGACUCUGAACUUCCUCACCUAAUAGGCAUUGAUGAUGAUCUUCUUAGUACAGGUAUCAUCUUGUAUCACUUGAAGGAAGGUACAACACAUGUUGGCAGAGAAGAUGCUGCAACAGAACAGGAUAUUGUGCUUCAUGGCCUCGACUUGGAAAGUGAGCAUUGCAUCUUUGAACACUUGAAUGGAACAGUUAAUUUAAUACCACUCAGUGGAGCACAGUGUUCUGUAAAUGGAAUUCAAAUUGCAGAAGCCAUGCAACUCAACCAAGGUGCAGUAAUAUUACUUGGCAGGACAAAUAUGUUUCGUUUCAAUCAUCCCAAAGAAGCAGCCAAAUUGAGGGAAAAAAGAAAGAGUGGACUACUUUCUUCCUUCAGCUUGUCCAUGUCAGAUCUUUCAAAAUCUUGUGAAAAUCUCUCGGCAGUUAUGCUUUUUAAUCCAGGCCUUUUCCCCGUAAAAGGACCAAUCUGUCUCAGAUUAGAAUUUGAGAGACAGCAACGAGAGGAACUAGAAAAAUUGGAAAGUAAAAGAAAGCUGAUAGAAGAAAUGGAAGAAAAACAAAAAUCUAACAAAGCUGAGCUGGAAAGAAUGCAACAAGAAGUAGAGUCUCAGCGUAAAGAAACAGAAAUAGUUCAGCUCCAAAUCCGAAAACAAGAGGAAAAUCUUAAAAGGAAAAGCUUUCAUAUAGAAAGUAGGAUGAAAGACUUGUUGGCAGAAAAAGAAAAAUUUGAAGAAGAGAGACUACGUGAACAGCAAGAAAUUGAAUUUCAAAAAAAGAAGCAAGAAGAAGAAGUUUUUUCUCGAGUUACAGAAGAACUUCAGCGAUUACAAGAGCUCAAUCAGAAUGAGAAAGCAGAAAAAAUGCAGAUUUUCCGAGAACUGGAAAAGCUUAAAAAUGAAAAAGAAGAACAAUAUGUCAAAUUAGAACUGGAAAAAAAGAGACUGGAAGAACAGGAAAGAGAUCAAGUACUGCUGGUGACAAACUUAGAAGAGCAGCUUAGGGACAAACAAGUCAUGAUACAGCUGCUCAAAAGAGGAGAUGUUCAAAGAGUUGAAGAUGAGAAGAAGGACCUUGAAGACAUCAAAGAAUCUCUCUUGCGAGUCAAAGAAGCCAGAUCUGAAGAUAAUGAAGACUGUGAAGAGUUAGAAAAGAUACAGCACAAUUUUAUGGAUUUUAAGAGAAAACAGCUAGAACAGCUAACUGGCUUGGAGAGAGACUUGGUGCAACAAAGGAAUCAUUUAGAAAAAGAGAUAGCUGAUGAACGCGAAAACCUGGAUCCUUUAAAACACUCCUAUACACAGCACUUACAUCUUGAGAAAAAUGAUGGAAGCAUACUGGAUACUGCCUUAGCAGUUGAAGAAUGUAACAAAAUAAAAUCAGCUGAGUAUAGGGCGCAGUAUAAAGAACGGCAGCUCCUGUUUCUGAUGAAUAAUCAUUUGCCAGCUUUAUUGGAAGAAAAGCAAAAGGCCUGCGAAAUACUUGAUCGAGGCUUCCAAAGCUUGGACAAUACUCUUUAUGAAGUUGAGAAAGAGUUAGAAGAAAAGGAAGAACAGCUUGCACUGUAUAAGGACAGUGCGAGCCAGCUACAGCAGCUUCAAGAAACAUUUGAAUUCACGGCCAAUGUGGCUCGGCAAGAAGAAAAAGUGAGGAAAAAGGAAAAAGAAAUUCUAGAAUCAAGACAGAAGCAGCAGCGAGAGGCUCUGGAGCAAGCAGUAGCCAAGUUAGAAAGACGGCACUCGGCAUUGCAACGUCAUUCUACCAUCGAGAUUGAAGAGCAGAAACAGAAGCUUGCAACUCUGAACAGCAGUUGCAGUGAGCAGGCCGGCUUGCAAGCUACACUGGAGGCAGAACAGAAAGCAUUGGAGCAAGACCGAGAACAUUUGGAUUUACAAAUAGAGCAGUUAAAGCAGACAAUAUAUGAAGAGGGUGGUGCUGAAAAGGGGUCUUCUGGAGCCAUAGAAGAGAGACAUCCUCCGGUUUAUAAUGUUACGAAAUCUCAACCCCAUUUCAUUCCAUUAGUAGAUGACGGAAUAAAUGCUUUUAUUGAAGAGGAAGUUCAAAGACGCCUUCAAACUUUUCACUGCAGCUCUGGUGAGAACAAUUGCACGCUGUCACAUUCUACAGAACUUAUAAAGAGUAACGAGAAAUUUCAUAAUGGUACUGUUCAACGCAAGUUGAAGUAUGAGCGAAUGAUCUGUCGCUCUGGUAAAACAAACCCAGAUGACCUAAAGAAUCCAGUCAAAAUUAGUAUUCCACGCUAUGUCCUUUGUGGGCAGGGAAAGGAUGAGCAUUAUGAAUAUGAAAUAAAGAUUUCAGUCCUCGGUGAGACAUGGACAGUAUUUAGGCGAUACAGUCGUUUUAGAGAAAUGCAUCAAACAUUAAAAUUAAAAUACCCAGAGCUGACAGAGUUAGAGUUUCCUCCCAAGAAACUCUUCGGAAAUAAGGAUGAACGAGUCAUUGCAGAGCGCCGGAAUCACUUAGAGGCUAAAUAUUCCCAGCUCUUUAAGCUGCUCCUCAGAGGGCAAUCCUUCCAUGUUAUUUCUGCAACAGAAAUACCUCAGAAACUUCUUCAGUAUAAUGCUUGAUUCCCCAUCAUCUCCCCUGCAUGUAAGUAAAGAAGACCUGGCUCUUUCCAAACAUGCUAUCUGUGAAUUCUCAUCAUUCUUCAAGAAAGGUGUAUUUGACUACAGCAGCCAUGGCACUGGCUAACAGUUGGGGGCUCUUUUCCUCCUUGAAGAAGAAACUCUUGUUUUCAUUUUGCAUCAAAUCGUUUUGCAUCCCUGGAAGACUUUCACUAGAAAUACUGUUAAAAGCAAUUUUAAAACAUUUACUCUGUCCAGAACCUGCUUUGUUUUCCACAACAGAAGUUGGAUACAGCUGGCCACUCUGGGCUGCUUUGAAACCAGAUUCAACUUAUCCAGUUUGGCUCCAACUCAACAACACAAGUUCUUCCUUGCACAGGUUUCCUGUUAGUCUUCCAUUCGCAGAUAUCUUUCUUAGCACAGAUGCCAACUGAUUCUUAACGAAGUUUCUUGGUUUUGUUUUGUUCCAAUUUUUUUAGACUGGAUUUAUGCAUAGAUGGUGUACAUCCAUCUUAAGAAUUGCACUCCCAUCUAUUUGAUCCUGUCAAUUUCCUCUUCUGAAUAUUAAAUCAUGUUAAUGUUUACAAAAUAAAUACUGCAAAGGAUUUCCAUUUCCUUAAGUCUUUCACACUUGGUAAAGGAAAUCUUUGCUGUCGAUUUAGAAGAAGAGGAAAUGGCAGCUAUUUCUACAAAGUGUCCUUUCCACGUUUUCUGGUUCCACAGAUUGUAAUUAUGUACCAUGAUGUAUUACUUAUGUGCUUAAGAAAUGCAGCAUGGAAUCUUAGCUUCGCAGAUAUUUCCUAUGGUAAAGGCAUAAGACUAUGACAUGAACUGAUCCUUUGUUGCAAAAAUAGGAAUUAAAGAUUUGUUAAUGCGCUUUAAGUUUUCCUCAGGGCUUGUGUAGGAUUGCACAUGUAUAGAGGGAACAGCAUACAUUUUGUAGAAGUACAAACUGAAAAACAUAUUGUGACCUACAGUGGAGGCAUGUACAUAUUCUGUACAUAAUAAAGGUUUGUAAAAAGCAAAA